AAAUCAAGAUGGCGGACGAAGAGGAGCUGUACCUUGCAAAUCUUGAUGAAUUUGUGAACGACGAAAAUAGAAUUGUAACUUAUAAAUGGUUGAGUCGAACUUUGUCAGUCCCGGCCAACAGAGCGAAACAGAUGCUCUAUGCCUUUGUUGAGAAACAGAAGGGGUCAAAAACUGGCUCCGAACUUGAUGUUACUUACUUGAUUGGAGGAAGAUGUUCAGUGGAUGGAGACACAGUACAUAGAUUUGUCAUUACGCAGGAUGAAAAGCUAGAAGAAACCAAAAAGAACUUCUCAUUAGUGACUUCUUUACACAUCUACAGUGUACAGAAAUGUAAAUUAAAGGAUUCAAAUUCACUGUACACUGUUGACUAUGAUGUACAGAAGCAGCACAGCAGCGAAACUAACAGAUGGAGCCAUAUCCAUUGUUCAGCUGCAGUACCUCGAGCAGAUAAAGGUGUUAACAGAGAUGCCCACCUCAUGAAUGGGGUGACAGAUGGUAACACGGAUCAUGGUACCAAAAUGGUUAAUGGAACUGGUGAAGUGCACUCAUCUUCAAGAGGGGCCUCUAAUCCAGCAUUUGACCAAAAAUCUAAGAUAGCAACUUCAAAGUCAAGGAAAGGACAACUGCCUACAAUGGAGAUGUUCUCCACAAAGUCUACCGCCAAGACAGACAGGCAUAUUGGUGAAAAGCCACCUGCUGUACAAAAUGGAAGAGAUAACCAGGCUGAUCAAAUCAAGCCCAACAGUAGCAUCAAAGGGGGUAGCGUGAUGUCAUUUUUUGGCAAAUCCACAUCAGGCAAAAAAGCUUUAAAAAAGUCAAGCACUGCAGGAAAUGAGAAAGAAGUUGAUCAACCCACAGGCAAAAAAGCUUUAGAAAAGUCAAGCACUGCAGGAAAUGAGAAAGAAGUUGAUCAACCCACAGGCAAAAAAGCUUUAGAAAAGUCAAGCACUGCAGGAAAACAGAAAGAAGUUGAUCCACCCACAGGCAAAAAAGCUUCUGAAAAGCCAAGCACUGUAGGAAAAGAGAAAGAAGUUAAACCAGCAAAAUCUCAAACUGCACCAAAGAAACAAGAUCAAGCUGCUGAAAGUAGAAAUUCAAAGAAAAGGGAGUUGUCUUCUGAAGAUGAGGAGGAACCUUUGCCUCCCAAAAUGUCCAAAGUUGUGAAUUCAAAUGUCGUAGGUAAACAGAAGCAGAAGGAAGACAAGCAGACUGAUGUUUCAAAGGGUAAAGCGGGUAAAAAGAAAGCUGUGAUAAAUGAAGAGUCAGACGAAGAACGAGAAGUGAAGCCAAAAAAGCGAAGGAAACGAACGAAAGAGCUUCCAAAAGAAGACAGCAGUGAUGAUGAGCAAGAUGUGCUGAACGGGGACGUGUCUAAGAGAGUUCCCCGUGACGAAGGGUCUUCAAGCAGCGUUAGCCCACCACCACAACAACGGCCUCAACAAACAGUGAAUAAUGGCUCAGCAAGACGACGGAAAAGAACGAAGGCACUUAAAGAUAAAACUUACAUGAAUGACGAAGGCUUUAUGGCCAGCAAAGAAAAUAGUCAAGAAGACCUGUGUAGAUAUGAAGAACAAACCCGCCAAACAAUCUUCGCUGACAAGUUUCUUCAAGAAAUCGUGAAAAAAAAAAAAAAAAAAAAAAGACCAUUCCCGUAUGUUUUCGUUGCCUGGAAAAUCAGUCAAAAUUACCCGCACAUCAAAUUUAUUGUGUGGUUAAGGGAGGAUGAAGUGCAUCUUCUCUUGUUUUGGUUACUUGCUGCCACAAACAGUGUUUAUAAAUAUGAGUUAUGCGGAUCUUGUGUUAUGGAUGUGGUUGUAUUGGGUGUGCGUAUUUGGAAAAAUUGUGACAUAAUUUUUGUUAAUCAAGUCCUCAAUCAACAGAAGUCAGAGAAAGUAGAAUUUCAAGCAAAUAUCACCUAAUUCAUCUUGCCAUGGCUAUUUUAAGAUGAAGUAAAGUACUUUCGUAGCGUAC
Molecule: messenger RNA, 1971 nt
Organism: Stylophora pistillata
Lineage: Eukaryota; Metazoa; Cnidaria; Anthozoa; Scleractinia; Pocilloporidae
Biological process (GO): nucleotide-excision repair, DNA gap filling; DNA replication; DNA strand elongation involved in DNA replication
Cellular component (GO): delta DNA polymerase complex; nucleus
Molecular function (GO): DNA-directed DNA polymerase activity
Source: RefSeq, a predicted model, not a curated record